Guillardia theta CCMP2712 is the source of this 3099-nucleotide messenger RNA. RefSeq lists its product as hypothetical. Gene Ontology annotation, molecular function: NAD binding; NADP binding. The coding region runs from base 1 to 3099 and encodes 1032 amino acids. Gene Ontology annotation, biological process: NADPH regeneration; proton transmembrane transport. The transcript is spliced from 14 exons. The record is from RefSeq and is a predicted model, not a curated record. Gene Ontology annotation, cellular component: mitochondrial inner membrane. Lineage: Eukaryota; Cryptophyceae; Pyrenomonadales; Geminigeraceae.
AUGCAGUCCGCGGGUCGCGCGGCAAGAAUCUCGUCCUCAUUGAGGGCGAGGUCCCUCAUCCUGACUCACCAGACGAAGCCUGCUUCUCCUGGAAUUCCGUACUCGCAGCUCUCUCUCGGUGUGCCCAAGGAAUCUUUCACGGGCGAGAAGCGUGUUGCUACCACCCCCAAGGUUGUAGAGAAGCUUGUAAAGCAGGGAUUUUCCGUUUCGAUCGAGAAGGGAGCUGGAGAACCUGCGAACAUGGCAGAUGAAGCCUUCUCGAGUGUUGGUGCUAAAAUCGAGUCGGCCGAUAGCGUGUUCAAGAAAGAUAUUGUGUUCAAGGUUCGUGCUCCCAGCGCCGAUGAGGUUGCGCUUUUCAAGGAUGGGUCCACCUUGUUCUCGUACAUCUACCCAGGACAAAACAAGAGCCUCGUUGAUCUGAUGGCGAAGAAGAAGAUGAAUGUUUUUGCGAUGGAGUGCGUUCCACGCAUCAGCAGAGCGCAGGUCUAUGAUGCAUUGAGCUCUAUGGCGAACAUUUCAGGUUACAAGGCUGUUGUUGAGGCCGCUUCAUACUUCGGACGAUUUUUCACGGGCCAGAUUACUGCUGCCGGAAAGACAGAGCCUGCUAAGAUUCUUGUGAUUGGUGGAGGAGUUGCUGGUCUUGCAGCCAUUGGAACAGCUAAGAAUAUGGGUGCGAUUGUCCGUUGUUUCGAUACUCGUCCAGCUGUCAAGGAACAGGCGAAGUCUAUGGGAGCGGAAUUCUUGGAGAUGAAGGGAUUCGAGCUUGAAGAAGGUGUUGGUGGAUAUGCCAAGGAAAUGACGAAGGAAUUUAUUGCUGCUGAGAUGGAAUUGUUUGCAAAGCAGGCCAAGGAGGUUGAUAUUAUCAUUACCACUGCUUUGAUCCCUGGGAAACCCGCACCAAAGCUCAUCAGCAAGGCGAUGAUCGAUUCGAUGAAGCCUGGCUCUGUCGUUGUUGAUCUUGCGGCUGAGGCUGGAGGAAACAUUGAGACCACGAAACCUGGCGAAGUCUAUGUUUAUGGCCAGGGGGUGACACAUAUUGGAUUGACCGAUUUCCCAUCACAGCUUGCGAACCAGUCGAGCCAGCUCUACAGUAACAACAUUUCUGCACUCAUGCUGUCCUUUGGAAGAGACGGAAAUAGGGCCGAAAAGGGAAUGUUUUACAUGGACAUGGAAGAUGUUGUUUGCCGUGGAUCUUGCAUUCUCAAGCAGGGUGAAUUGAUGUGGCCAGCACCACCCCCUCCAACUCCUCCUCCUACCCCUCAGAAGAAGACAGAAGCGAAGGUCGAAUUCCAGAGGUCUCUUUAUUUAACAGCAGGCGGAGCAUCGAUCUAUGGCGUUGGUCUUCUCACUCCUGAACCUUCAUCUCAUGCUAUGUUCACCACCUUCUCGUUGGCUUGCAUUGGUGGAUACUACACUGUCUGGGGGGUUGUUCCUGCUCUCCACUCCCCUCUGAUGUCAGUUACCAAUGCCAUUUCCGGCAUGACUGCGGCAGGCGGUAUGGUCAUCAUGGGAGGAGGACUUUUUCCAACUACUUCUUCUCAGAUGUUGGGUGCAGUAGCUGUUGCAAUGUCAUCCGUAAACAUUGUUGGUGGCUUCAUCAUCACUCAGAGAAUGCUUGAUAUGUUCCGUCGCCCGACCGACCCUGAGGAACACAAUCAUUACUAUGCUAUGCCAAUGGCUGCUCUCGUCGGUGGCUAUCUGCUCACUACCAAAUACCUUGGUGUAGAUACUACUGGUCUUGCCUAUGUUGCUUCCGGUGUUCUUUGCAUUGGUGGCAUUUCUUGCAUGAGCACGAUGGAAUCAUCCAGAAUUGGCAACCCCGUUGCCAUUCUUGGUGUUUCUACGGGUAUCGCGGCUACGUUGGGUGCAAUUUCACAGACUCCUCAAGUUUACGGUCAGAUUGCCAUGGCUUGCGCGGCUGGUGGCUCCGUUGGUUUCAUGAUCGCACGAGGCCUUGCGCCAACCCAGCUUCCAGAGACUGUUGCUCUGUUUCACUCUUUGGUUGGUGCUGCUGCUGUGACUACCUCCAUUGGUUCGUACAUCAUGGAUCCUCACCAUGCAGUCACCGCCUGGAUUGGAACGGCAAUUGGUGCCGUUACUGUUACCGGUUCUUUGGUUGCUUACGCUAAGCUUUCUGAGAAGAUGGGCUCUGCUCCAUGGUGUCUCCCAGGGAAGGACAUGAUCAAUAUUGGAAUGCUUGCGGGCAACAUUGGAUGCUUGGGUUACAUGAUGAUGGACCCGAUGAAUGUCACUAAUGGAGUUUUGGCUUUGAGUGGGACAACCGCACUUGCUGGAGCUCUUGGAUUUCACAUCACUGCUUCCAUUGGUGGAGCUGAUAUGCCUGUUUGCAUCACAGUUUUGAACUCUUAUUCUGGAUGGGCCCUCUGUGCUGAAGGAUUUAUGCUCAACAAUAGUCUCUUGACCACUGUUGGUUCUUUGAUUGGAGCUUCUGGAGCGAUCCUGAGCUACAUUAUGUGCGUAGCCAUGAACAGAUCCCUUACAAACGUUCUCUUUGGAGGCUAUGGAACUUCAAGCACGGGAGGAGGAGAGAAGAUGAAGAUUACCGGAACUGCCACUACUACCGACGUUGACGCUGUUGCUGAUAUGCUUGUCAACGCGAAGAAUGUUAUCAUCGUUCCUGGUUACGGUGUUGCUGUCGCAAAGGCCCAAUACGACAUUGCAGAGAUGGUUUCAAGUCUUCGCGAGAAGGGCGUCAAUGUCAGAUUUGGUAUUCACCCUGUUGCUGGCCGUAUGCCGGGUCAGUUGAACGUGCUUCUUGCUGAAGCAGGAGUUCCAUACGAUAUUGUUCUCGAAAUGGAUGAAAUCAACGAAGACUUUGAAGACUGCGACGUUGCUUUGUGCAUUGGAGCCAACGAUACCAUCAACAGUGCUGCUCUUGAUGAUCCCAAUUCUGUCAUUGCUGGUAUGCCCGUUCUGCACGUAUGGAAGGCAAAACAGGUCAUCGUCAUGAAGAGGUCGUUAGCUGCCGGAUAUGCGGAUGUGGACAACCCUGUCUUCUUCAAUGAAAAUACCAUGAUGCUUCUCGGAAACGCGAAGCAAACCUGCGAUGGUUUGAAGACCAAGAUCAAGUCUGUUUAA